GCAUGUUGACGGGGACGCGACGGAGUGUUUGGAGGCUUGGAUCACGCGCGUUCAUGAACUGAAGGAACAGUACAACUUGAAGGAUAGCCGUUAUCCGACCAUUCCUCAUGGACGUCAAGCUACUGAGACCAAUGUUCAGUGCCGGCUUUGAGCUGCCGUCGACAGUCUCAAGUUUUUAUGGACACUUCAAGAGAAAGAAGAAAAACGCUUGCGUGAAAAAAGGAACCCGCUAUCCCGAUAAGUUAAAAGGUUCCCAGUUUGAGGAUCUACUCCCGUAUGCUAGAACGUCCGUAGGCCGUAGCCUUACUUCAAGCCGUGCGGAACUGUCCACUUCAACCACAAUUAAAUUUGAACUGCAACGAAAGCUUCUGUAUCUCAACGCGAUCAAGGCCAAGAUCAGUGAACUGUAGAAAAAGGAGGUGGUAGAAGAAAAAAUUAAUUUUGAAUUGAAACGUGAUGUUAAAAAUGCGAUUGGGUUGUGUAAUAUGGUAAAAUUCGAAGCCCGUUGUGAAGGAUACGCAGCGCUGAAUGUAGUCGAUAAAUCCAAGCCGUAUUUUUUAUUGUUCGACCUGAUCAAGGGCAUGCUUGCUCUGAGUCGGGGUGCCACAAAAUGUGAUUAUUAGUUUCAAUAAAGAUGGUUUUAGUUAGAUUUUUAGAAUGAAUUGUGAGUUAAGAGUUCGAAUAACACAUGUGCUGAACGAUUUACCGGUGAAACAGCGCUCGCGCUCGGUGAAAGAAUGUGGUUAACAACCACCACUAGUUUAUGGUUAUUGGGAUUUAUCAGUGAAUUUUCUCUUGCAGUGUCCAUGCAGCAGUUGGUGCGCCUGAAUCUGGCCCAUAAUAAACUGAAAAGUGUUCCGCCGGCCAUCGCGGAUCUGGUGAAUCUGGAGAGUCUGAAUUUAUACAACAACCACAUUGAGGAGCUGCCGACGUCCAUUUCCGGUCUGCAGCGUCUGCGCAUCCUCAAACUCGGAUUGAACCGGUUGUGGAGUCUGCCGCGGGGUUUCGGCGCCCUGGCCAGUCUGGAGAUCCUGGAUCUGACCUACAACAAUCUCAACGAGCGCGUCCUGCCCGGCAACUUCUUCAUGAUGGAAACGCUGCGCGCACUGUAUCUGGGCGAUAACGACUUCGAGAUGCUGCCGGCGGAAAUCGGCCAACUGCACAACCUGCAAAUUUUGGUGCUGCGCGACAACGACCUGGCCAGUCUGCCGAAGGAGGUGGGCCAGUUGAAGAAUCUACGGGAGCUGCACAUCCAGGGCAACCGGCUGCAGCUCCUCCCGGCCGAGAUCGGCAAUCUGGACUUGGUGGGCCCGCGGCAGCUGUUCCGGCUGGAGGACAAUCCCUGGAUCAACCCCAUCGCCGAGCAGCUGCAGAUCGGCACGCAGCACCUCCUCGACCUCCUCCGCUCCGUCAACUAUCAAAGCAUUUCUUCGCGGCAUCUGCAAGCGGGCGCGGCCAUCCCGCCGGGGAUGCAGGAUAAAUCGCGCAAAGAGAGCCGCCGCAAAGACUGAAUCCCCGCCAAGAAAAGCAGCCUUCUCGCAUCCUUUUUUUUCUCUUUUACGACUUUUUUUUCCUCCUUGACUAACGCAGACGUGCUCGUGGGAAAUUGUGCAUUUUACUCCUUGAAUUUUUUAAUUUUAUCUGUUUAAAAAACUGUUAAUAAUUCUGCAGCUUAUUGUUUUGAAAAUGUUAUUUUUAACUUUUAUUCUGGUUUGUUUUGUGAUUGUACCGGUGACGGUGUGUGGAAUGUGAAAAAAUGUCGGCAGCUA
Molecule: messenger RNA, 1769 nt
Organism: Paramacrobiotus metropolitanus
Lineage: Eukaryota; Metazoa; Tardigrada; Eutardigrada; Parachela; Macrobiotidae
Product: ras suppressor protein 1-like
Exons: 9
Coding region: 738-1511 (257 amino acids)
Molecular function (GO): protein binding
Source: RefSeq, a predicted model, not a curated record